AUUUCACACAAAUAUCUAUCCAGCGGUGGAAUAAGUUGCAGCCAAGCUCAGAGUGGAAAACAGAGCAAAGAACAGAGCCAAGAUGCAGAAGCAGCUACCAAUCAACACCACAAUUCUCGUCUUCCUCUGCUCCUUCAUCGUCAUCUCAAACGCCCAGUCGUUGCCGCCGGCCUGGGCCGAUGGGUUCGUAUACGAAAACGGGCCGGUGGAUCCGAACCCAAUUGUGAUCGAGGCGUUCUUCGACCCGGUUUGCUCCGACAGCAGAGACUCGUGGGCGCCUCUCAAGCUAGCUUUGACCCACUACGGAUCUCGCGUCUCCUUGCUCCUUCACCUGCUCCCUUUACCGUACCAUGACAACGCAUAUGUUGCUUCUCGAGCUCUGCAUAUCGCAAACAUGCUCAAUUCUUCAUCCACAUUCCCUUUGCUCGAGCAAUUCUUCAAGUAUCAGGACAAGUUCUAUAAUGACCAAACGAAGAACCUGUCGAAAGCUUCCAUUGAGAAAGAGGUGAUUGAAAUUGCAGCUGUGGCUGUUGGGAACUCCCUGCAAGCUCAGUUCCAAGCUGCAUUCAGCGACACAAGAACCGAUCUCAAGACAAGGGUGUCCUUUAAGUUCAGCACGUCGAGAGGUAUUUAUGGAACUCCGGCUUUCAUAGUAAAUGGGUUUGUGUUGCCUGGCGUUGGCUCUCCCAUGGACUACAAUGGCUGGCGAAAGAUCAUCGACCCACUGGUCGCCGCGGAGAAGGUUGAGGGCGACGAAUUUGAUUCGAAGAAGUUUGGGAGAAGUGUUUAUUUGUAUAAAUGAAUCUGCUACUGAAGUACAAUAGUGCUGUAGAAUUAUAAAAUAGGAAAGCUCAGUUAUGGCCUAUGGAUCUCUCGGUUAUGAAGAAAAGAAGAUGUUAUCUCCCGUAUUUAUCUAUAGCAACAAUAACUCAAGGGGGACGCGGCUCGACCAGAUGAAAAAUACACAAAUAUAGCCAUGUUUUUAAAACUUUAUUGUCAAAUUUAGCCAUUUUCGUUACAAAUUUUGACGGCGUUAAAGAUGCCGUCAGUAAUGUGGACGUGGACUCUCUCUAAUUGACAUGUCAUCAACAACAUGUUGAGAUGGAUGCCACCUCACCAUCCACAUCAACUGUCAAUUGCCAUG
This is a messenger RNA of Linum tenue, 1144 nucleotides long. The record is from the annotation of a GenBank genome assembly. Lineage: Eukaryota; Viridiplantae; Streptophyta; Magnoliopsida; Malpighiales; Linaceae.